This is a messenger RNA of [Torrubiella] hemipterigena, 992 nucleotides long. The record is from the annotation of a GenBank genome assembly. Lineage: Eukaryota; Fungi; Ascomycota; Sordariomycetes; Hypocreales; Clavicipitaceae.
AGUUGGGAGAUGAAAAUAUCUCGACCCCUGCCAUAACUGGCGUGUGCGCGGCAACAUGUCGGUUUCCCACGAUGAAGAAAUCUUCGGGUUGCUUCAAAGAGCUGAAAAAAGACUCGCGGAUCGCCAAACAGAUAACAUCGCUCCAGAACAUAAUAAACUGGACGUCGCUCUUGUCAAAGCACCACGGCCGACUCGCGAGACAAGCGUUCGCCAGGUUGUAGCGAAAGAUGGCGCCCCGGCUGAAGUCAAGGACACCGCAGGCUCCAACUGGUUUGGUCUUCCGAAGACGAUCAUCACGCAAGAGCUCAAGAGGGAUUGGCAACUUUUGCGUAUGCGCAAUGUCCUCGAUCCAAAACAUCAGAAAAAGGCCCUUCGUGCAGAGCUCCCCAAGUACUCUCACGCAGGUGAAAUCAUUGCUGGGCCAACGGAUUUCUUCAGCGGCCGAUUGACCAAAAAAGAGAAGCGUGAGAGCAUUGCUGGUGAAGUUAUGAGAGACUACCAAACCGAAAAGUUUAAAUCGAAGUACGCCGGAAUUCAGAAGUCGAAAAUGUCUGGAAAGAAAGCCUUUUAUAAGAAUGUGGUCUCUCAAAGACGGAAAGGCAAGUCGUGAAGAAAUUGACUCGAUGAUACGAGAUCUAUCCCUUGCCCUGUUGUAUCUAAUGGCAGUCUGCGAAGGCUAUUGGCGGCCACAACUCUCUGCGCCUCUAGACACAAGAGGUUGUACGACAUCCAACGUCAGCCCGUUUGCGAUGGCUGGCUUUUCUGUAUACGCCGGUUUAAUCUACGCAAAUGCAAUACUACGUCACAUCUCGACUAGAAAAGGUUGAGCAUCGUUACUGCAACCCGAGUCUACCAGUCAAACUCACCGUCGCUCCGCCGCUCACUGCGGCAUCAACGAUGUAAACAUCUACCAUCACGCCAUUAUUAUUAGAAUCUAAUAAUUGAAUAAUUAUCAACGCUAUUUUUCGAGUUGUAAACUGCAUCACCCGUAA